This is a messenger RNA of Striga asiatica, 573 nucleotides long. The record is from the annotation of a GenBank genome assembly. NCBI's taxonomy places the organism in Eukaryota, Viridiplantae, Streptophyta, Magnoliopsida, Lamiales, Orobanchaceae.
CUGAAGAAAGGAGAGGAGAGGAGAGGAGAAGCUAUGACCCGGAGAUCUGCAGCCUGCUUGCGGUGUUGCUUGGUGAUCUUUGCGGUGGUCUCUGCGCUCUGUGUGUGUGGGCCCGCUCUCUACUUCAAGCUCAACAAGCGCUUUAAAUUGACAGGGGUUUCGGCUUCUUGUCCUCCGUGCAACUGCAAAUGCGCUCCUCCGCANCUUGUUCUGAUUCAGCUGAAAUUUACUGAAAUGUUCAUUGUAGGUUUGGCUAAUCUUUCUGUUACAGACUGUGGGAAAGAUGAUCCAGACGUAAAGGAAGAAAUGGAAAAGCAGAUCGUGGACUUAUUAUCUGAAGAGCUAAAGCUGCAAGAAACCGUUAGCGAAGAGCACUCCCAACACAUGAACAUCACUUUAGGAGAAGCCAAAAGGUUGGCUUCCCAAUACCAAAGGGAGGCUGAGAAAUGCAAUGCCGCCACUGAAACCUGUGAGGGUGCCAGGGAAAAGUCGGUGGUGCUGUUGACUCGAGAGAAGAAGAUAACGGCUCUGUGGGAAAAGAGGGCUCGACUACUUGGUUGGGAAGGUGAAUAA